AUGCGUUUUCAUUUUUUUUGUCUGUUUUUCUGGGUCUUUGCGGUCUUUGCCAAACAACCUGAUAGUAAUUCAUCCUUCUGCUUCAACAAAUUCAAAGUCAAAACAAGCGGAUAUAGGAAAAACGCCAAACUAGCCCAGUGGGCAUAUACAUAUGAGAAAAGUCGGCCAAACCAGGUCAUUCAAGUUAGAGCUGCUAAUAUCAAUGACGUAAACUAUGAGGCUGAUCACGUUUUUGAAGCACAAAUUGUCAUAAGUUACUUUCGAAGCUCGCGUCCUGAUGUACAAGCUAGAAUGUGCAGCACAAUUGAGGAGUACAACCUAUGGUCUGGAUUACAGGAUAUCAUGAAUUCCAGAAUCAAUAUGCGAUUUCUUGAUAAGAAUAUUAACAAAGCAAAGGGGAUAAUCUUCGGGGGAAAAAAAGGGACAAAUAAAAAUUUCCGUCUUGCCGCAGUAGACUAUCUCAAAUACGAUGAUGUCCGUAACGCAUUUGCUCAAACCCGUGCGUUGCUUAAAGACAAUGUUGCUAGAAGCAUGAAUACCAAAGCUGCUAUUGCAAAACCAAAUCCUGGUCCAAACUUUUUAUUGCUUAACAGUCCACCGAGUAAAUUUCUGCACUUUGGUUAUCGUUAA
Messenger RNA from Ambispora leptoticha, 630 nucleotides. Lineage: Eukaryota; Fungi; Glomeromycota; Glomeromycetes; Archaeosporales; Ambisporaceae. The record is from the annotation of a GenBank genome assembly.